AUUCAGUUUGUAAUGUUAAAUGACGACAAAAUGACCAUUUUGCUUCAUUACGUGGAUAGUAUAUUUAUGGUGUUGUGGGCCGGAUAGAGAAAGAAAGAAGAAAUAUUUCUCUAAUCUAAAAUUUCUAAAUGAAGAGUCGGGAUGUGCUCUUCGCCGCUAAGGGGUACUGGUGACUAUCGUCUGCUUUGGGAUGGAAUUGUUAAAAGUGUGUUGGCGCUGUGUCUCAUGUGCGUAAGUUAUGCAGGCGUCACUGCAUUAAAGUGUACCCCAUGUAACCCAAGCAUGUGUCCCCAUCCCCCAAGAGAUUGUCCCCGGGGCACGAUUCUAGAUGUAUGCGGGUGUUGUCAAGUGUGUGGCAAAAACGUCAACGAGACAUGUGGGGGACCUUUUGAAAUUCUAGGCAAGUGUGGGGAUGGGCUGGAGUGUGCCCUGACUUCUGAGGUCGGGGGACUGAUUACAGGCAGCGAAAAAGGGAUCUGUCGAGAGAAGUGCCAAUCUGUGGUGUGUCCAUGGAUUCAGGACUAUUUUCCCGUUUGUCCGAAAGACAGUCACUUGUUACCAAGUGUUCAAAGUAAAGAUGGUUGCUGCCUAGAACCUCCAGGAUGUGGAUGUGACAAGUGCACCCCAGAGCUGUGUCCACGUGGUCUGAGGGUGCAGGUCCUGGAGGAGGGAACAGGGACCCCUGGGCAUUGCUGCAGCAAGUUCAGAUGUGUCAAUGAUGAACAAACAACAGUGGAAGUUCAUUCUCUGUCAGAACCUAAACCUUCUGUGAUUGUUAAAGAAGAGGCAGAAAGAGAUCCAGUCAAGAACAAUAAGAAUGCAACAACCAUUAUCAUAUGUGUCUUGGCAGCCAUCGUGAUCAUUCUCUUAAUGUUACUUGUGUUUUUCUUUCUGUUCAAAUAUGGAAAACGGAAAUCAGUAAGCAAGAAAUAUUCACCAAAAUCUGCAGACAUUGAAAACGUAUCACCUGUUCAGGUUAAACUGCUUGGUUAUGAGGCAUCUGAAAAGCCAGUGAAGAAAUCUGAGCAAUCUCGGAAUGCUGAUUUGUUGUACGUCUCCAAGCUAAGUGAUGAGGAAAAACAUGUCAAUUUACUUAGUAAGGAGUUUGAUAAAACAAACUGUGUUAAAUUUGAUGAUGGCUUUUACUGAUAGCAUUGGAAAUAUCAAAGCAAAGAGGGUUGUGCAAAGGAAGACAAACUUCAUGACACUUACUUUAUGUUGUAUAAAAAGUAUUUCACUCAUCAAAGAACAUUGAUUAAUUUUAUGCCCCUGUCCCCAUUCUCAGUUUUGGUAGUGCUAUUGUAGACAAAGAUUUAAUUAUUGACUUAGAAAAAAAAUUGGUUAAGUUUUUUCGGGCAUUAUAUGAAAAUCUUGUAUAGUAGGAUGUUUCUAGUGUGUAGAUAAAAAUAAUUUUCUGAAAUCAAAUUUGAUAUACAAAUUCUGUUGGAUACAAAUUAAGGUGUCCUACACACACACACAAACAUAUAAGAGUCUUCAAAUUUUCACUACAUGUCAAAAGUUGUAUAGUAUAAAUCAUUGUUUAUAAUAUAUAAACCCAUUACUUGCAAAGCAAGACAUUUCAUUUAUUUAUUUUCAACUUUUGUGUUUUAUCCAUAUUUCAUUGUAUUGAAUAUAUAGAAAACAUGUUGAUUAGAAGAAUUUUAAGGGGUAUUCAUUGCAUAUAAAAGAUGUUGAAACACCAUAGUAAAAUUUUCAUAUUAAUAUAGAUAGUUCCUUGGAAUAUUUAUAUAAAUGAAAGAGAAGAUGAAUGAAUUGUGAAUUUCAUACUAUGAAUUUGACUGCCAAGCAGUUUUCAUUUUUCUUAAUUUGUCACCCAUCACUUUCAGUUUUUGGUUUGCAUAAUGCUGUGUAUUGGCACUGAGUUCCAUAAUGUUUAAUUAAAAUCCAUGUAGAUUGAAUAUUAAUUUUAUGUUCAUGUUUUUAUAUGAUAAAAAAUAACAUUUUCAUAUUUUUA
Messenger RNA from Saccostrea echinata, 1975 nucleotides. Its product is annotated as cysteine-rich motor neuron 1 protein-like. Gene Ontology annotation, molecular function: insulin-like growth factor binding. Gene Ontology annotation, cellular component: extracellular region. The transcript is spliced from 5 exons. Lineage: Eukaryota; Metazoa; Mollusca; Bivalvia; Ostreida; Ostreidae. The coding region runs from base 142 to 1149 and encodes 335 amino acids. Gene Ontology annotation, biological process: regulation of cell growth; regulation of signal transduction. The record is from RefSeq and is a predicted model, not a curated record.